AUGGCCAUACCACUGAUAGAAGAAGCAACCACCGAAGAGACUGUCCCAGAGGAAAUCAAGGAAGUACUAGACAGCUAUACCGACAUAAUGCCAGAGAGUCUACCACAAACACUACCACCUCGUCGAGGCAUUGACCAUGAAAUCGAACUCCUCCCCGGGGUUAAGCCGCCAGCGAAAAACGCAUACCGGAUGGCUCCGCCCGAGCUAGCCGAAUUGAGGAAACAACUGGACGAGUUGCUGAAGGCGGGAUUCAUUCGCCCGGCAAAGGCACCUUAUGGAGCCCCCUUUUCUUUCGCUCUUCUCCUAACCUUUCAUGUUUUUCUUUCCCUUCUAUUUCUAUUUUGUAACCAUGCCUUGGCUGCUGAAUUAACAUUCAAUAUUAUUAGCCUCGGUGUCAAGCCCGAUGGAAAGACCGAUGCCUCGUCUGUGCUUCAAAUGACAUGGGCUAAGGCUUGUGACUCGUCUACACCGGCCACUAUUUACGUUCCCAAGGGUAUAUUCUACGUUCGAAGUGUGAGCUUUAAUGGGCCUUGUAAGAACAAUGUUAUUACUGUUCUCAUUGAUGGAACUCUUGUGGCUUCCUCGGACAUUCAAGUUUUAGCUAAGACUAAAUCUUGGAUUGAGUUUAGUCACAUAGAUGGGCUUUCCAUUACUGGCGGUAUUAUCGAUGGGCAAGGAACUGCCUUAUGGAAUUGUAAACACUCGGGGAAGAGUUGCCUCACUGGAGCCACGAGUCUUCGAAUAAAUGAUGCACAAAACGUGAACAUCAAUGGAUUAUCUUCAAUUAACAGCCAAAAGUUCAACAUUGUGGUGAGUGGGUGUCAAAACGAGCAUAUGACAAGAGUGAAUGUCUCGGCUGCAGGCGACAGUCCAAACACUGAUGGCAUCCAUGUGGAACAAUCAUCAGAUGUGACCAUCCUCAACUCGAGCAUUAGCAACGGCGACGACUGCAUCUCAAUCAGUCUAGGGACCUCCAACUUGUGGGUGGAAAGUAUUACAUGUGGACCUGGACAUGGAAUCAACAUUGGGAGCUUGGGGAUAAAGGCCGAGGAGGAUGGAGUGCAUAACGUUACAGUGACAUUAUCUACUUUCAUCGGGCUUAAGAAUGGAGUAAGGAUUAAGUCUUGGGGAAGACCAAGCCGUGGAUUUGCUACAAAAGUUUAUUUUCAACACAUCAUUAUGGAUAAUGUGAAAGAUCCAAUCAUAAUUGAUCAAAAUUACUGUCCACAUGAGGAAGACUGCCCUGGUCAGGCUUCUGGAGUUAAAGUUAGCGAAGUAACAUAUGAAGACAUCAAGGGAACUUCCGCCACUGAAAUAGCAAUCAAUUUUGAUUGUAGCCCAAUAAAUCAUUGCACUGGAUUAAGCUUGAAAGACAUACACCUAACUUACGAGAAUCACAUCGCUAAAGCUUCAUGUAAAAAUGCCGAAGGAACUACCUCUGGUGUGGUUGAACCUUCUGGUUGCUUAGCAGACGAAUCUAAUUUUUCGCUUAACGUGUUGGUGCUAAAAUUAAAGGAUAGUAAAAAUGCUCUAGAGGGCUUAUAAAUU
This is a messenger RNA of Cucurbita moschata (crookneck pumpkin), 1548 nucleotides long. Its product is annotated as polygalacturonase-like. NCBI's taxonomy places the organism in Eukaryota, Viridiplantae, Streptophyta, Magnoliopsida, Cucurbitales, Cucurbitaceae. Gene Ontology annotation, biological process: carbohydrate metabolic process. Gene Ontology annotation, molecular function: polygalacturonase activity. The record is from RefSeq and is a predicted model, not a curated record. Bases 1 to 1545 code for a protein of 514 amino acids. The transcript is spliced from 5 exons.